Messenger RNA from Drosophila grimshawi, 1309 nucleotides. RefSeq names its product bromodomain-containing protein DDB_G0280777 (gene Nuf2). NCBI's taxonomy places the organism in Eukaryota, Metazoa, Arthropoda, Insecta, Diptera, Drosophilidae. The transcript is spliced from 3 exons. The record is from RefSeq and is a predicted model, not a curated record. Bases 92 to 1276 code for a protein of 394 amino acids.
AUAUCGACGCCAAAGUCAAAUUCAAGCGCAACGUUGUUUUGCUCGUAUUAAAUAAAAUAGAGAUAAAAGAUAUAGCAAAGUUAAAAAAAAGAUGAGCACUGAAGCAAUGGAGCACGUUUGCUCUUCGGCCAAUAAACUGUUCCCCGAGCUGAAUAUGCGUCUCAGUGACCUAACGCAUCCAACGGAAGCAUUUCUCACCCGUACUUUUGUGCAUUAUUUGCGAGCAUUUGGCUUUCGCGUGGAGCCGCCCUACAAUAUUGAAUCGAAGGAUACGUCGCGGGAGAAGCGCCAAUUCCUGAGCAAACUGUGCCGUCUAGUGGAGCGCAUACUGCAAAUCUCGUUUCCCGGCAAACCCUUCACCUACAUUGACAUCUUCGAGCCAACUGUUCGAAAGACAAGAAAUACGCUGGACGUGCUCUUCAAUUACUAUUGUUUCUACAAAAUGCACAAGAAGAAGAUUGUCACACCGGUUGUGGAGAAGCACAAGGAACAUCACACGCUAACCUCAACACUUGGCGCCAAGCAAAAGGAAUUGGGGAAGAACCAACAGGAUGCGGCCCAAUGGAAGAUAAAUAAAGCCAAGUCUGAGGCAAACAUUGAACAACUGCGCGAGGAGCUGCCAAAGGCACUGGCCGAGCUACAGGCGCAGUCAAAGCUGCUCGAGCAGAAAGAAGCAGAAGCCAAAUUGCAGGAGCAGCAGCUGCAGGAAAUUACAGGCCAAGUGAAUCAGCUCAAGCAGCUGGUCAGCGAUGUGCCCAAUGUUAAAGAGCAAACGGCACAAAUUGCUGCACGCAUUGAUUGCUUCAAGGUGGAAAUUGCCAAGCAGGAGGAACAACACAAGGAGCGACGCAUGGAAAUCGAGACGAAUCAGUUGCUCAACGAUGAAAUCGACAAGCUCUUUACCAUACUUCCGCCAGAGGCACUGAGUGCCUACAAGAAGUGCCUCAAAGAGAAGGAGCAGCUGGAAAAGGAGCAUCUCUCGCUGGAGACCACAAAUCAAGGUCUCCUCACCAACGAACAGGAACAGCAACAACAACUUCAGCAGCGUGAAAACGAAGUGAAACAAUUGAAACUCAACUGCGAACAUGAAGCACAGGCAGCAAAACAAAAAAUCGCCGACCAAGAAGCUGAAAUUGUCCAACAAGCUGCUCGAGUGGAGCAACUGGAGCAGAGCAAUAAUAAUUUGCUGGAGCAGCUGGAGGCGGAGCAGUGUACGGCUGAGCAUGUGAAGAGCUUCGUUGUGAAAUUGGAUGAUAAAAACAUACGCGAUAUUUAAGUUCUUAAUAUAUUUUCAUUUGAUUAUUUCUAA